Fraxinus pennsylvanica is the source of this 345-nucleotide messenger RNA. NCBI's taxonomy places the organism in Eukaryota, Viridiplantae, Streptophyta, Magnoliopsida, Lamiales, Oleaceae. The record is from the annotation of a GenBank genome assembly.
AUGGGGAGAGGAAAGAUUGUUAUUCGUAGGAUUAACAAUUCGACUAGCAGGCAAGUAACUUUCUCAAAGAGAAGAAGUGGAUUGCUGAAGAAGGCUAGAGAGCUAUCAAUUCUUUGUGAUGCAGAAGUUGGACUGAUUGUUUUCUCCAGCACUGGAAGGCUUUAUGAUUAUUCAAGUACAAGCAUGAAAUCUGUAAUUGAAAGGUACAACAAACAGAAAGAAGAGCAAUACCUACUGCUAAAUCCUACUUCAGAGAUCAAGGUACUUCUCAUCAGUAAAGAAUUACCUAAUCUCUUUGCUUCAUUAAUAUAUGCAAUGAUCUCAGCAGCAUUAAAUGGUGAAUAA